UACUGAAAGAUAACAGAGACGCUACUCGACAAAGCACAACUCACAAAACGGUUCCCGAGUUCUGAGUGACUCAAUAAAUUUACUCUUUCGUAUCCCCAGAUCUCCUCUUUCUUCUCCGAUUUUCCUUUGUUUUUUUUCCAUUUUCCUGAGAUCUCCCAACAGUCACUUUUCUCCCAGUUUUCUGUAUUUAACAUUAUUACGAACAAAUACAAGUCCCAUAUUACCAUGUCCCCGAAUCUCUUCCUUCCUCUAAUCCUGUGUCUAGUUUUCGUGUCGGCGACGCGUUCGACGGCCCAGCGAGGCGGCGGAACGGUGGUCACGGAGCUUUGGUGCGUAGCAAAGAACAACGCGGAGGACACGGCGCUGCAGGGAGCGCUUGAUUGGGCGUGCGGUCAAGGCGGGGCGAACUGCAACCCUAUCCAGCAAGGCGGACCCUGUUCCGACCCAACCGAUAUCCAGAAAACGGCGUCUUAUGCCUUCAAUGACUACUACUUGAAGAACGGCAUGACCGACGAUGCUUGCUCCUUCUCCAACAAUGCCGCCCUCACUUCUUUAAACCCCAGCUAUGGAAAUUGCAAGUUCCCUUCCAGCAAGACAGUGAACAAUGCAAGCAUCUCUGAGUCAACCGGAACACUGGGGGUGGGGCCGGAUUAUACAGAUCUGAGUGCUUCUCAUCGCAUUGCUCAAUCCUGGCUGAUUCUUGCUCUUUUCUUUCAUUCAUUUUGUUACUGUAAGGAUCUUCCCACUAGCUUAGUGUGAAAAUGAAGAUUUAGUUUAGAAUUUUGAAGCAGCAAAGGCAAAUGGUAAUUGGAGGACAAGUCGUAUUUAUUUGAACUUUUGGGUUGGAUAUUUAGUUUUGUCAACCUAUUUAAUGAAUCUUUUUGCAAGUGUUUUCCACC
Molecule: messenger RNA, 899 nt
Organism: Hibiscus syriacus
Lineage: Eukaryota; Viridiplantae; Streptophyta; Magnoliopsida; Malvales; Malvaceae
Product: PLASMODESMATA CALLOSE-BINDING PROTEIN 5-like
Exons: 3
Coding region: 226-759 (177 amino acids)
Source: RefSeq, a predicted model, not a curated record